AGCAGCUCGGCGGGACUCGGGCGAAUCAGUGUGCGAGUCUCUCUGCCAUUUGCGCGUCGGUACCCGCUUACGCGACACACAGAGAGUGGUGUUACCGGAAUUCUACGUGUGUUCGCCGGUGCGUAAAGAGGACGCGGCUCUCUCAUUUGGUGCGUUCGUUAUAACGCGUUUUGGUUCUCAAACCUUUUCAACGAUAAUCUUAACGGAUCUCAAGGAUGGCGGAUACGGAAGUAAAGGAUACAAAGGUUGCUACCACCAGCCCGGAGAAAAAAGUAGUAGAAGAAGAAAAGAAAGUAGUUCAGGAGGUUGACGAGGAUUCUAAAACCUCGGAAAAUGGCCAAGCGACAGAGACCACAGAAAAUGGUUCCAGCGAGGAAAAAGAAACCGAGGAGAAGGAAGAAGAAUCCACCGAAAAUGGUGAUUCCACAGAUGCACCAGCCGCCGAUAGCUGUUGCAUAAAGAGGAAAUCAACGGCUUUAAAUGAUGCCGCAGAGGACAAUGCUUUGGAUGGUGCAAGCCCAGAAAAAAAAUCUAGACUCGAAGAGAAAUGUGCUGAAGCGGAGAGCAAUGGAGAUGCAGAAGCCACAGCUUAAUAUCUUCUUGUCAUUACUAUUCUCAGUCCUUAUCUUAUAGAAUCAAUUUUAAUGGCUAAGCGCGAAGUCAGAACAGAUUUAAUAAUGACUGUGCAUCGUCAGUAGGGGCGAGCAUUUUCUAUCAAAAGAUUGAUAUUAUGCUAAUGACAUUUGGCAUUUAGUACAUCUAUGUGUGUUUAUUGCAAUAACUUUUUAUUGAUAUCGGCAAUAACAAGUAUGUACAUUCAUACUAACACUCUCGAAAUUCAUGAACAUCGAUUCUGUCCCCCCGUACUCUCUGGCAUCCGCAUAUAUAUAUUCAUUUAGCAUUAGACUAGUAAAGUAAGAGACGCAUAUAAAUAAUUUUAGGAAUAAUAUAUUUCUAACUUCUUAAAAAUGGACAAACAGUGUGGUGCCUGAAAAAAAAAGAAAGAAAGAAAGAAAGAUACAUUUGUGCAAAAUAUUUCACUUACUAGUCCCCAUUGUUUCUGAUGCACAGAAGUAGGUAUAGGUGAAUAAACUAAUCUCAUAACCGGAGAUAAAAGAUACAUUAUUUUUCUGCAAAUCAAAAUACAUUCCUAAAGUAAAAUACUUGUAUCUUCAAGUAUUUAUUUACUCUAUGACAACAAGAACAAAAACAAAUAUAUUAUAUCAUUUAAAAGGAAAAUCUUUACUCGCGAUUUAUACAUAAUUGUGUAUAACGUUUUACUCUGUACUUUCAUUGGAUUUAUAACAAUAAUAAUGAACUCGUCAUGUUCUCGAUAAUAUAUCUGACGAACGCGCGCAGUAUUUGAAAUUUGAAAGAAAACCUAAUUAAAAAUAUUCGAGAAAUAAUUCUCUCUUUGCCUAAUGUAGUCUACAUGCCAGGAUUUGUAACGAAUCGCACUCCGUUGGAAAUUUUUGUAAAACUAAACAAUUUUUGUUUUUUUACUUUUUAUUUUCUUUUAAUUUUAAUGGUAAAUCUGUGCAAUUUACAAAGUUUAACUUUAAAAAAUUGUGUUCAAUAAUACAUAAUAACAUAUGUAUAUGUAUGUGUGUAUAGACAUAUACUGGUGAGUAACAUACUUGAUUGUGCUAACAGCAGUAAAAAUCACUGCAUUUAUUUUUAGUAGCAAUUCUAUGGCCGUGACACAUUUCGUGAAAAAAAAAAAAAAAAAGAAA
Messenger RNA from Polistes dominula (European paper wasp), 1733 nucleotides. RefSeq names its product Decondensation factor 31. NCBI's taxonomy places the organism in Eukaryota, Metazoa, Arthropoda, Insecta, Hymenoptera, Vespidae. The record is from RefSeq and is a predicted model, not a curated record.